Molecule: messenger RNA, 3909 nt
Organism: Colletotrichum siamense
Lineage: Eukaryota; Fungi; Ascomycota; Sordariomycetes; Glomerellales; Glomerellaceae
Gene: NIK1
Product: Histidine protein kinase NIK1
Exons: 4
Coding region: 1-3909 (1302 amino acids)
Biological process (GO): phosphorelay signal transduction system; cellular hyperosmotic response; phosphorylation
Cellular component (GO): membrane
Molecular function (GO): phosphorelay sensor kinase activity
Source: RefSeq, a predicted model, not a curated record
AUGGUCGACGACUCUGCUUUGGCCGCCGCGGCGGCCAUCGUGCAAUCCCUCGCCGCCGACGGCUCGACACCGAUGUCCCUCCCCUUCAAGGCCGACGCGCGAAUCGAGCUCCCCGGUCGUGACACCCCGGCGAAGCGCAGUCUGGAGGCCGAGUUGGCCAAGCUUGCCCAGAGAAUCGAGAAGCUCGAGAACAGAGCCCACGCAUCCGUCGCUUUCCCGGAAACCCCCAACGAGGUCCACGAUUCCCUGUUCGGCGACGACUCCGAGGCCACAUCGCCAUCAUCGUCAAAUAGCCGCCCCAUUCCCAGGCCAAAAUUCCAACGCGAAGGUACCGCCUCAGACGACCCAAGCCUCGCAGGCAGCCCGCUGACUGAUGAAGCCUUGGAAAGCUUGCAAGAGAAGGUACUUGAUCAGGAGAAGGGCAUUUCUAGCGCGAGACAGGAAAUAAGUAGUGUUAGCGCCCAGCUUCUUGAGCAGAAGGAACUGCAAGAGCAGGCCUUCUUCAAGAUCGAGCAAGAAAGAGUCGCUACCUUGGAACGGGAACUAUGGAAACACCAAAAGGCCAACGAGGCCUUCCAAAAGGCCCUGCGGGAAAUUGGUGAGAUCGUUACAGCUGUCGCACGCGGAGACCUCUCCAAGAAGGUCCGCAUGAACACCGUCGAAAUGGACCCGGAAAUCACUACUUUCAAACGGACAAUCAACACCAUGAUGGAUCAGCUGCAGGUAUUCUCAAGCGAAGUCUCCCGCGUCGCCCGCGAGGUCGGAACCGAAGGUUUGCUCGGCGGUCAGGCCCGCAUCGAAGGUGUCGAUGGUACAUGGAAAGAACUCACGGACAACGUCAACGUCAUGGCUCAGAAUCUCACGGAUCAAGUGCGCGAAAUUGCUUCGGUAACCACGGCUGUCGCCCACGGUGACUUGACCAAGAAGAUUGAACGUCCUGCUCGUGGUGAAAUUCUGCAACUGCAACAAACAAUCAACACUAUGGUGGAUCAACUGCGGACAUUUGCAUCUGAGGUCACUCGCGUCGCCCGUGAUGUCGGAACCGAGGGCAUACUCGGCGGACAGGCUGAUGUUGAAGGCGUCAAGGGCAUGUGGAACGAAUUAACGGUCAACGUCAACGCUAUGGCAAACAAUUUAACGACACAAGUGCGGGACAUCAUCAAGGUGACGACUGCCGUCGCCAAGGGAGAUCUCACUCAAAAGGUUCAAGCGGAUUGCCGGGGCGAGAUCUUCGACCUCAAGUCUACCAUCAACUCUAUGGUUAACCAACUUCAACAAUUUGCUCGGGAAGUCACCAAGAUUGCCAGAGAGGUCGGCACCGAAGGCCGUCUCGGUGGUCAAGCCACCGUUCAUGAUGUCGAGGGAACUUGGAGAGACCUUACUGAGAACGUCAACGGUAUGGCCAUGAACUUGACAACGCAAGUUCGAGCCAUUGCCAAGGUCACGACCGCCGUCGCCAACGGUGAUCUCACAGAGAAAAUCCGAGUGCCUGUCCGCGGUGAGAUUCUUGAUCUCAAGAACACCAUCAACACUAUGGUUGACCGUCUGGGCACGUUCGCUUUCGAGGUCAGCAAAGUCGCGAGGGAAGUCGGCACUGACGGAACUCUGGGCGGACAAGCUCAGGUCGACAACGUGGAAGGCAAAUGGAAAGACCUCACAGAAAACGUCAACACCAUGGCCUCAAACCUUACGUUACAGGUCCGCAGCAUUUCAACCGUCACACAGGCUAUUGCGAAUGGCGACAUGAGCCAGAAGAUCGAAGUUGAGGCUCAAGGAGAAAUCCGGGUUCUCAAAGAGACCAUAAACAACAUGGUUGACAGGCUUUCUAAUUUCUGCAACGAAGUGCAGCGAGUAGCCAGAGACGUCGGUGUUGACGGCAAGAUGGGUGCACAAGCAGACCCUGCCGGCUUGAAGGGUCGCUGGCGGGAGAUCACGACGGACGUCAAUACCAUGGCCAGCAACUUGACGACUCAAGUGCGCGCAUUCUCUGACAUAACCAACCUGGCGACGGACGGAGACUUCACGAAACUCGUCGAGGUUGAAGCAUCUGGCGAAAUGGACGAACUGAAACGAAAAAUCAAUCAGAUGGUGUCAAACUUACGGGAUAGCAUCCAGAGGAACACACAAGCUCGUGAGGCGGCAGAGUUGGCGAACAAGACGAAAUCAGAGUUCCUGGCAAAUAUGUCUCACGAGAUUCGCACACCCAUGAACGGUAUUAUCGGCAUGACACAACUCACCCUCGACACGGACUUGACACAAUACCAGCGAGAAAUGUUAAAUAUCGUCAACAGUCUUGCCAACAGUCUGCUCACGAUCAUUGACGACAUUUUGGACUUGUCCAAGAUUGAGGCUAGGAGGAUGGUCAUUGAGGAGAUUCCGUACACUCUGCGUGGUACGGUCUUCAAUGCUCUCAAGACCUUGGCUGUGAAAGCCAACGAGAAGUUCCUCGACCUCACGUACCGAGUAGACUCCUCAGUACCCGACCAUGUCAUUGGCGAUUCGUUCCGUCUUAGGCAGAUCAUCCUGAACCUGGUCGGCAACGCCAUCAAGUUCACCGAGCAUGGAGAGGUCAGUCUUACAAUCAAGAAGGCCGAUCCGGUGGUUUGGAAGUGCAACCCCGACCAAUAUGCCAUUGAAUUUGUUGUUACCGACACGGGUAUUGGCAUUGCGGCCGACAAGCUCGACCUCAUUUUCGACACUUUCCAGCAGGCCGAUGGAUCCAUGACUAGAAAGUUCGGCGGCACCGGACUUGGUCUAUCCAUUUCGAAGCGUCUAGUGAAGCUCAUGGGCGGUGACUUGUGGGUUAAGAGCCAGCACGGUCAGGGCAGUGAGUUCCACUUCACAUGUCGCGUUCGCCUAUCAGAUCUCGGCGUCGAGUCCAUUGAGAAGCAGAUCAAGCCCUACAAGGGUCACCAAGUUCUCUUCGUCGACAAGGCCCAGACCUCGUACGGCGAACAGAUCCGGGACAUGCUUCAUAAGAUCAGCCUGCAGCCCGUCGUUGUUCAGUCGGAAAAGGACCCAUUGCUCACUGGAGUUCGAGACGCUCAAGCGAUGCCAUACGACGUUAUUAUCGUCGACUCCAUCGACACCGCUCGCAGACUCAGGUCGGUGGAUGACUUCAAGUACCUGCCUAUCGUUCUGUUGGCGCCUGUCGUUCAUGUGAACCUCAAGUCCUGCUUAGAUCUGGGCAUCACGUCGUAUAUGACAACACCAUGCACAGCGGUUGACCUGGGCAAUGGCAUGAUUCCUGCCCUCGAGAACCGCGCCACGCCAUCGCUUGCGGAUAACACGAAGUCCUUCGAGAUUCUGCUUGCAGAAGAUAACCGAGUCAACCAGAGGCUUGCAGUCAAGAUCCUCGAGAAGUACCACCACGUGGUCACUGUUGUCGGCAACGGUCUUGAAGCCGUCGAGGCAAUCAAGCGGAAGAAGUUUGACGUCAUCCUCAUGGACGUACAAAUGCCCAUCAUGGGCGGCUUUGAGGCAACUGGCAAGAUCCGCGAGUAUGAGCGAAGCCUUGGCUCGCAUCGUACCCCUAUCAUUGCCCUGACAGCCCACGCCAUGAUGGGUGACCGUGAGAAGUGCAUCCAGGCCCAGAUGGACGAAUACCUGUCCAAGCCCCUGCAGCAAAACCACCUCAUCCAGACCAUUCUCAAGUGUGCUACCCUGGGGGGUCAGCUGCUGGAGAAGAACAGGGAGAGAGAUCUUGCUCAACAAUCCAGGGUUAAGGCCACCGGGAAUGAGCAACCUCAGUCUCACCUCCGCCCACCUCUGGAGAACCGAGCCUUUUCAUCAAUAGAACCAAUGACAGGGCCUAGUCUGGCUAGCCCGUCCUUGGUCACGGCGGAUCAGGAGGAUCCCAUAACUAGGGCACGUAACGGCCUUUCCGACUCGCGCAGCCUAACAAGCUAA